UUCACAUGUUCACGUUAGAUUUGCAAAAGUAGCUAUAAGCUUUCAGACGCGUCCGAACCAAAACGUUCAAACUUUUUUCACGUCAAGUGGAAAAAACAUUAUUCUCACGGGCGGAAAGAAGUAAAACAUUUCAAUAUAAAAGCACUGUUCAUUAUAACGCAAAAAGGUCGUGCGCUCAAGUCAUGCGUACCUACAUUUAAGUUCAAUUUGUUAUACGUUCCAAAUAAGAAAAGGACAUAGACAAGUGUUAUAUUUUUGCAUUAUUUUCAUACUAAAUGACCCGACAAAUGGUUGUUUGUUUUGAAGGCUACAACCGGAAAUAAUGGGAUACAUUUGCUGUACUUUACAAAGAAUGGUUUAGUGCUCGUACGAAGUUUUGAGAGUGUUUUGUUUGUCAAUGACGUCAGUUAUACGCCGUUUUCUUGGGGAGAAGUGUUGAAUUGUUUCUCAGUGACGAUGGACAUAGAGAUGUUGCAAAAUGACCAUAUUUAUUGCUCCAAUCAUUCUAAUGUGUGAGCACACCGAAGCUCACCAUGCUCCCAUCUGGAGGUCCACUCUCUUCUUCAGCUCUUCCUGGUCCAACACUCAGUCAUUCAGCAGGCAUGUUCUACGUUCGCGAGCGGCGGACCACACUCACCCGGAACAACCCUGGACACUCACUUCCACAGUUUCAGAGUGUGGCGCCACCAACUGAGUUUGGAGUGAAAUUUUACAAGUGUGCAAAGGUGGACUACAGCUGGAACCCUCCUCUGCUGACCUUCUUCCUGCUCAUUCACAACACGGGUCCCUUCGGAGGCACCAACCUCUCCCAGGUGGCAGUCAGAGACUCCAUAUCUGGAUUGGUCCCGGUGAGAACCGAUGGAAGGGUGGUGGAAAAGGGAUACCAGAUGUUUCGGAUCGACGUUCUGUCUGGUGGGUCUCUCGUUCUUCUCAACUACACGGCUCAAGUGAAAAGCUUCUGGGGUGAAGUUAAACUUCCUGCUUUUCUCACCUUCUCCAACCGUUCUCAGAAUGAUGUCAGCAUGUUUGGGUUAACAGCCUAUCUAUCCUUGAACGCAAAUUCAACCAAUCGGGUGGAGCCCAGCCAUGGUGUUCAUUUUGCAGGGUUUUUGUGUGGGCUUUUCCUAACAGUGAUCAUGCUCUUGCUGUUCUUCCUGGCCCGGAACUUCAUUUGCUCCGGAACAAGAAGGACACAGCCAAGGGAAUGCCGGAGAGAUUCUGAUCCAGAGUAUGCUGACUGCAGAGUUAGCGAGACCAUCAAGGAAGAAGCCAUGUUUGAGGACAAGAUGGUGGACAUCAUGUUGCUGGAGGAUCCGCAGAACAUGUAUCGCGCGUUGGACACUCUUGAAAUGUCUUCCCUGCUCCAAACCACUAACUGCCUGGAGGCCACCCGUAUCCAAAUCUACAAAGAUGUGAUAGCAGUCAUUCUGGAUGGUGUGACGGCUGAAGACAAGACCAACCUCCAGGUGAGGCAGAGGCUGCUUGGCGUGCUCCAUGAACAGCGGUUAGGCAUGGAGGGCCGCCUGAAGGAGGAGAGAGCAAGUCAGAUGGCCGCCCUGGCAAGUCAAUGCAACCAGGAAACCCGUGAAGAGAUGGAGCUGGAGCAUCAUAGGCAGGAUGCUGAGAAGACCAGAGCAGAGUUGCUGUGUCAGCAUGCAGAUCAGCAGGAUGCUCUCCAGUGCCGGAGCCUGCUGGAGAAGCUCCACAAACUUAGCCAGAAUCACCUGCAGAGACUCCUGUUGGUUCGACACGAAGAAGCGUCUGCAAAAGUCCAGCGGCAGACCAUUGAAUGGCGUCGCAUGGAGCUUCACAAGAUCUUUUCUGAGGAGUUGGAGGAAGCCGUUAAGAAGGGGGACGUGGAGAAAGGCACAGCUAUGAGUGUCCAGCUCAGAUACUUUGAAUGCCAGGACCAAUUGGAGGAGGUUCUAGACGUUGUCCUUGCCAACUUGCGCUGUGUGAUUGCAGAGCGCCACGCACAAAGAAAGUUUUUGAUUCACAGCCUUCAAAGUCUGAACAGUCUGAUUUGUGAUACCUUCUCCAGCACCUCAAGCCACUUGGAAAGCUGGUUCUCUCACAUCAGGAUGGGGAGCUCUUUGUCGUCUGAAGUGAUGGACCAUCUGCAGGACAGGUCUCAGAAAGAGCUGUUAGUGGUGAGACAGAGGUUGGAGGAAGCUCUGGCGCAGGAGAGGAGACCCAUGCGUUGUGAAUUGAUCAAGAAGAGGAGAGACCUGAUCUCAGACUUGCUGAGGGUCCACAAGCAGAGACAAAAGGAUCUCUCCUGCCUUUUGAAGGAUGAAAAAGGCCCAAGAAAAGUGGACAGACUUUUGGAAAGCUGGCAGGAUUUACUCAGAGCUAACAGCUCAGAGCUAGCGGACCUCAUUAACAGUCUGGACGAGGAGGCCGCUGCCGACAUCCGAAAGGCGACCAUGCGUGUGAUCCAGAGUUCAGUAGCAGAGGUCAAAGCGGUUCAGACGUCCACUCGGGAGGCUUUGCUACGAGUCCUUCCUCAAGGGGAGCAGGGUUUACUCCAUCAGGAGGACCAAGAGGCGCCUUCUGGAGCAAGCCAGGGGUCAGGCCAUAAUACCCUUCUGCAGUGUCAGGAGAAGAUCAAGCGUGAAGGUGAAGCUGCUUUUGAGACUCUCAGUCGAACCAGACAAACUCUGCUGGAAGCCCUGAAUAGAGAGCUGCAGGAGCAGAAGGACAUCAGAGCUCUGUUCCGAAAGUUUUUCAGGUGUUUGUGUGCAUCGCAGCUGACUCUGUCUGAAGAAGACAAGCUGAGGAUGAGACAAGAGUUCCAGAAAUGUUUUUCAGUCAUGGAUCACUGCCUUGUUUUGCCACACGCUGUCACCAAAACUAAACUUCUCACUGCAUUGACUUCAUGGAGGAAGGACUUUGAGCAAAAGAUGUCGACCAGAGCGUUGGAGAGCGGUCAUAAACCAGACACUACCGACUUGCUUGGAUUCCAGGAAAAUAUACGGGAGAAAAUUCAACUGUUUGAAAAGCAGAAGGAGAUGGAGAGCAUGGUUUUAAAUGAGAUCAUGUUGGACAUGGGACGAGAGAGAGAAGAGGCCCUGCGCUCCCAGACAGUCAGCUUAGCCAUUCAGAUGGCUGCGAUUGUCUAUCAAAAGGCCCAACGCAGAGCCAGAGCUGUGGCGACUUCAAGUGCCGUGCUUACUCUCAUCCGUCUCCUCAUCCAUCAGCUCAGAGAGAGGAAGAGUCUGGACACACCGGAAGUGGCUAAGGGUAUAGAACGUCACUGUUGGGGCUUGGAAGAAACAAAACAUCAGAAGGACAGCAUGGCACUGGAUCAAGGUGCAAAUGCCUCUAGUGAUAAAGCUGAUGGAAACUCAACAGAAGAGCAGGUGGAUGGUCUGAAAGAAACACUGUUUCAGCUGCAGCCAGAGAGCAGGAUGAUGUCCAUUCUUCAAGAUGCACUUUUCAAAUGUGAUGGUGUCUUAACGUUUCUGAGUGAGAGGUCACAACAAAUGACUGCCUGUGAGCAGACUACUGAAGAAUGCAAGGAAGAAAUCAAGUUCCAGACCCUUCAAGCUCAUUGUGAUCAGGAUAUUAAGUUGGCGUCCACACUAGUCCAACUGAAUCAGGAGACGAAUGACGUUGUCCUGGGAGUGCUGCAUCUUCUCCUGCCUGCAGUGUCUCAAAGCCAGCUGCUCUCCGUGGCAGAUGCCAUUUGUCCCAGCGGACACCCAACGUCGCAUCAACAACAUUUAGGGUUUCCCGUGGCCGGGAGUCAUCAGCUUGCGGUCGCCCUGAGGGAAAACAUUCUGCAACUAAAUAUGCUGCACACAGCCAGCUGCUCUGCAGCCAUGGAGAGACGACUGCGACGGAGAAGUCUGAUGGACAAACUCUUGCCCAGUUCUCGGCGAGACGAAGACAAGCUUGAUGGUUUGAUGGAGGCAGUUCCUCUCUCUGUCACCCAGCCCAACGCAGAUCAGCAGCAGAGUGAUCCUGCGGCGGAGAUGAUCCAGACUGGAGCUUUAAAGCUCUUCGCACAAGACAGCGUGGUGGACCAUGCUGGGGAGAGGCUGUUUGUGUUUCAGGACAGCCUGAGGUCAGAGGACAUGACGGGAUCUGCCAAGAGAAAAAGGAAGAGAAACUUCCUUAACUGGAAGAAAAAUCUGGUGACUCCAGAACUUCCUCAGUGAGAGUUGCACAACACUGGCUGUGGACUUGGACUUUGUGUGGAAUUUAGGAACGAGCUUUGCCAGAAGGCAAAGUGGUCCUAUGAAUUAAUGAUGGCUCCUCUGUAGUGAUAAACUUCAUUUUCCACUGCAUGUCUGGGUUCAGGUCGGAGAGGCAGCACUCACAGUGAAGAGUCUGAGACUGUCUAAGACUGUGUCCUGGGUCCGCCCGUGGAACUCCCCCUACCUGGAGGAAUCAACACAUUUCAGGCCUUGUUGUUCCUGUCUCUCCUCUAACACAUUGUUUCAGUAGGAACAAAUCUGGAGGCCACUCCUGAGGUGUGGAAUAUAAGUGUCUACUGUGAAGAUUGUGAGCUUACAUCACUGGUUUAACUUUGCUGUCAGUUAUAUGUAGCACCUCAUGUGGCUCUGUCAGCGAAGCACAGAGUCACAUGAGGUGACUAAAAAGUGGCACAACCCUGACUUCCAUCCAUGUUGUGUUUCUACUUCUAAAUCGAGAGCUUUGCCUUUUGGCUCAGCUCCUCCUUUACCAUCUCAGACCGGUACUCACUCCAACCACCUGGCACUGCUGUUCACCUGACGUGUCUGAUGGAUCAAGCUGCCGCAUACACUGAUGCUCAAACACACUGUUGACCUCUGAGUGUUUGUUUGGCCCAUUAGCACUCGGGACUUGUUGCCAGUCCAAAGACAGUAGACUUUAAACUUCCUAAGGAGUAGUCAAAAUGAACCACCAAAGCACCAGCAUCUUACCUAUAUGACAGCGCUGUCAGGCAAAGAACAGCAAAAUAGCCGAUGCCUGGUCAGCCUUUUACAGGUGGAACAUCAGUGAAACACCAGUGGGCAUUGUGUGUUUAUGGUAUGGAAGCUGGAGUUAAUGUAAAGGUCUGUCUUUUUCAAGAGCUUAACCUGUGUUACGACUGCGAGACAGACAUGUUGAAUCGCUACAGUGGUGUGUGUUUUUCGCAUCGAUGUGGAGCACUGCAGAGACCACACAGUAUAAUCGAAGGUCUUCUAAUGAUGCCACGAUGUCAUCACUCUAUAAUAUAUUGUGUUGUCUUUUGAUUUUUUUACAUGAGGUAUGACAUUUUUAUUUCUCCCUGAAGAUAUUCCUGCACGCAAGCCUGAUGUUCAGGCUGCCAGCGAGAGGUUUAAUGACUAUAACACAUGGUUUGAUGACAACCGUUUUUAAACUACUUUUUCAACUGCAGAGAACUUGUUUGGGCCAAAUGGAAAAGCUGCAAUCUUGCUCAUGUUCUGCGCAAAUGGUGAUUUUGUGGUUUGGUAUCGGACCAAGUUGGCUCCCUGAACUCAAGGAAAACAAGAUUGUAUCAUAAAUAUCAGGCACAUUUGGCCAAAUAUCUCUGUGAAAGUAGCCGGUUGUACUGAGUCGUCAACAUCAUUCAUUACUCGUGCAACAGCAGCUUUAAGGGAUAAAAUAUUUUUUGAGAACAUUUUGCUGAUGUGUUUUUAAUCAAUGAAAAGACAAGCAACAAGAUAAGACCUACAUUACACAUCGGGGAAAUUCAAAUGCUGCGUUUGGGAAAAUAACGUUAAAAAGUGGAGAAACAGUGCUGAGAAAAUAAACAAAAAUAAAAAAUAUAUAUAUAUACAUAUAUAUAAUAAAUAUAUAAAUAUUAUAUAUAAAAUAAGCUCUAAUGUAAAAUAAUUAAAUGUAACUAUAAUAAUCAUGGUUUUGCUUUCAUACUUUUUGGAGUUUUUUGUAUUGUAUUUUAUUAUCAUUAUUAUUAUUAUUCUCAUUUUUGUCAUUGUCCCCUCUGCAAGUGUGGGGCAGUAUGAGUGACAUUGUUAUAUUUAGUUUUAUUCAUUUUUUUUUUUUUUACCAUUUAAAUGAAUUAGCAGUUAUAGCUUCAUGUUUAUUUUCCAUUAUUCAUUUCUACAUUGAGUGUUUUAGUUUCCCAGUUAUGGCACGCCCAGUAUUCCAUAUAUGAAAUACAGAUUUUCAUGAUUGUACAACCGGUGAUUAUCUGUCACAUGUUGAAAGUGUGCUAGAGAUUCUUGAUGGGACUUUUGAAGCAACUGUGACUGCUGUUCGACUCUUUUGAAACAUGCACACACUGAUCGAUUAUCAUGAAGGCAUCCAAUUCAGAGUCAAACACGUGGUUUAGGAUGAGGCUAAACCAGUGUUGCAGACAGCUUAAUUUAUUUAUGUUCAAAACUGAUUUAUUUUUUCAUGUAUUCAUGUCACU
Synchiropus splendidus (mandarinfish) is the source of this 6367-nucleotide messenger RNA. RefSeq names its product limbin-like. The record is from RefSeq and is a predicted model, not a curated record. The transcript has 23 exons. Gene Ontology annotation, biological process: smoothened signaling pathway. The coding region runs from base 534 to 4163 and encodes 1209 amino acids. Gene Ontology annotation, cellular component: plasma membrane protein complex; ciliary membrane. Lineage: Eukaryota; Metazoa; Chordata; Actinopteri; Syngnathiformes; Callionymidae.